Messenger RNA from Closterium sp. Naga37s-1, 639 nucleotides. The record is from the annotation of a GenBank genome assembly. Lineage: Eukaryota; Viridiplantae; Streptophyta; Zygnematophyceae; Desmidiales; Closteriaceae.
AUGGGGCGUGGAAUGAGAGGGGGAAGCGUGGAGGGCACAUAUGGGGCGCAUAUUGUGAGGGCGAAGCGCGCAGCGCACUCUUCUCUUGAAAACCCCCCGGUCUUUUCCCCACUGCACUCUUCCGUUUCCCUUACCCCCCCCCCACUCUCCUCAGUUUCCCCACUGCACUCUUCCGUUUUCCUUCCCCCCCCCGCCCUGCUCUCCUCAGUUUCCCCACUGCACUCUUCUGUUUCCCUCCCCUCCCCCCCCCCGCCCCGCUCUCCUCAGUUUCCCUACUGCACUCUUCUGUUUCCCUUCCCCCCCCCCCGCUCUCCUCAAAUUCCCCACUGCACUCUUCCGUUUCCCUUCCCCCCCCCCCCCCCCCCCCGCUCUCCUCAGUUUCCCCACUGCACUCUUCCGUUUUCCUCCCCCCCCCCCCCGCUCUCCUCAGUUUCCCCACUGCACUCUUCCGUUUCCCUUUCCCCCCUCGCUCUCCUCAGUUUCCCCACUGCACUCUUCCGUUUUCCUUCCCCCCCCCCCCCGCUCUCCUCAGUUUCCCCACUGCACCCUUCUGCUUCCCUUCCCCCCCCCCCCGCUCUCCUCAGUUUCCUCACUGCACGCUUCCGUUUCCUUUCCUCCGGCUCUCUUCAGGUUCCCUAG